Diaporthe amygdali is the source of this 1587-nucleotide messenger RNA. Its product is annotated as mip family channel protein. Gene Ontology annotation, biological process: transmembrane transport. Gene Ontology annotation, cellular component: plasma membrane. The transcript has 3 exons. Lineage: Eukaryota; Fungi; Ascomycota; Sordariomycetes; Diaporthales; Diaporthaceae. Gene Ontology annotation, molecular function: water channel activity. The record is from RefSeq and is a predicted model, not a curated record. The coding region runs from base 1 to 1587 and encodes 528 amino acids.
AUGUCAAAUGAACACUCUAUCCCCAUUGGGGUUGCAUACGAUGAUGCGGCUCACAUGCACGGCCAGCAGUCUUCCUCAGAAGAGCGUCAAAACGAUGUAAUGGAAUCAACGGAAAAGCACAUCGACGAAGACCGCCUUGAGGACAGCUUGUCGCCCAACACCGCGGUGGAGGAGCAGGAUGAGCUUUCAGAUGACUCUACCCCUCCCGUCCCACCAGUCCCACGACAGCUCUCAUCUCGCGCUUCUCGCUCACGGAUCCGGAGAGGCAUGCCUAAGAGCUACGACUCAGAUCCUCAGACGUAUGGUCAAGACCUGCCGCGGAUGACGUCCUCGAGGUCCAACCGCCCUCGCUUUCAAGACGAGAUGUAUGAGAGCGACCCACACUACGGCUCUGACCGCGCCUGGAGGGAGGAGAUUCGACAUCCAGAUUAUCAAGAUCGCCGAUACACGAACCGCGGCAAGCCGCCAAGGGCCUUCCUCAACAGCCAGAGCCCGGGAACGAAGCAGUGGGUGGAGGAGUCGAGGUCUUAUCACGAUCCCUUCUCACCCAUGCAGCCCCCAAGGAAGUUCUACACCUUUGACGAGGAGCAAGGAUACGGCGCUGGCUUUACCGCGCCUUACAACAAUCGCCAAACAUUUUCCACUGAUGACAGCCCUCGCAUCCAAUGGAACGCCCUCACGAAAGAGCAAAAGGCCGAGGUGCUUCGCUUGCCCUGGCUGCAGUGGAUGAACUCGGACUUCAAGAACCACUUUGUCGCCAGCCUGGGAGAGUUUGUAGGCACGACCAUGUUCCUUUUCUUCGCUUUUGCCGGCACCGAAGUCGCCAAUAUUCAGUCCAAUGCCAAUGGCUCAAGCAAUUCCUCUGACUCCAACACAACGACUGGUGCGUCGACCGGUUUCAAUGUCAACGUACUGUUGUAUAUUGCGUUGUCCUUCGGUUUUUCUCUCAUGGUAAACGUCUGGAUCUUCUUCCGCAUCAGUGGCGGCCUUUUCAACCCCGCUGUGACACUAGCACUGAUGCUCAUCCGGGCCAUCUCGGUCUUCCGGGCUAUCGCUCUAUUCAUCUCGCAGAUCCUUGGCGGAAUCAUGGCUUCGGUCCUCGUGCGGUUCCUGUUCCCCGAGAACUUCAACGUGCGGACCACUCUGGGCGGCGGAGCGAACAUCGCCCAAGGCAUCUUUAUCGAGGCGCUCCUCACAGCCGAGCUGGUCUUCACGAUCUACAUGCUUGCCGCAGAGAAGCAUAGGGCGACCUUCAUGGCACCCAUUGGCAUCGGCCUGGCUCUCUUCAUCGCCGAGAUGGUCGGUGUGCAGUUCACUGGCGGCUCCCUGAACCCGGCACGCAGCUUUGGUCCGUGUGUAGUCACGGCCACUUUUGAUGACGAGCACUGGAUCUACUGGCUCGGCCCAUUCAUAGGAGCGCUGAUCGCAUGGUUGUUCUACCGUUUCAUCAAGGCGCUUGAGUAUGAGAUGGUCAACCCUGGCGCAGAUGGCGACCCGCUCAACGAUCCCACGAAGAACCCUGAGAAGGCAGCUGAGAUCAAGAUCGCAAGGUCAAAGACCAGCAUGUCGAGCAUGAAGACGCCAUGA